Molecule: messenger RNA, 1008 nt
Organism: Ostertagia ostertagi
Lineage: Eukaryota; Metazoa; Nematoda; Chromadorea; Rhabditida; Trichostrongylidae
Source: the annotation of a GenBank genome assembly
AUGACCAGUGGCACCGACUCGGUGCAGUGGAAUAUUUAUGGCAAGGCCACCGAUAUAGAGAACCGUAUCAAUAAAUCAAAGCUUCAUUUUGUGUAUGAUGGCGCCGGUCAGCGGAUCCAGAAUGGCGACUAUGUGCAAGGCAACAAAGUAGAUCAGCGAAAGUACUAUCAUACCACCGUCAGGAAGUACUAUAUGACGCUUUCGGAAAAGGAUAUGGAGGCAUUGGCGCAGAAAAUGGCACUCAGAACCAGUAGCGUAAAACCGGGCAAUUAUGCCAGUGUACUCAUCAUUCCUAAGGAUACCGUAAAAAUGGUGCAACUCUCCGCGAUCACCACCGUUAAUGGGCAGGCCUACAAGAUCACCAGUAAAGCCAUCCUGGUAGAGCCGGAAGAUAUUUAUCUCAAUGGCAUCAUCCUGGUAUUUGCCUGGACCUUCGUGUUCCUGCUGGCGCUGGUGGUGGUGCUCAGUGAAGUGCUUUCCUGGUAUAUUCUUAAACCCUUUAAUGAUACGCUGGAAGCCAUCCAGCAAUUCCAGAUCAACCAGGAAAAAACCAUCGCCGUCCAUGAUACGCAGACCUCCGAGUUUAAAGAGCUGAACGCCUUCCUGGUAAAAAUGACCAACAAGGCCAGGAGCGACUAUAUAGCCCUGAAAGAGUUUUCAGAAAAUGCUUCUCAUGAAUUGCAAACACCCAUUGCCACCAUGAAAGCAAAAAUAGAGCUGCUGAUGGAAACCCCGCUGGAAGAACGGCAAUUAAACACCCUCUCUGAAAUUCAUAAUGAGCUGGAACGCGUGUCCCGCAUCAAUCACUCGCUGACCCUGCUGGCCAAACUCGAACAUUUUGACCUGGAUACUUCGCAACAAGUCGACUUCCGGGAAUUACUCCAGGAAGUUUUGUCCCGUUUUGCCGAUUGGAUAGAAAUGAAGGAUAUCAAGGUGACCAGUAAGGUAAACGUCGCUGUUGCCAUCAUGAUGGACGCCUCACUGGCGCAGAUGGUAUUGAAUAACCUG